Cyphellophora attinorum is the source of this 855-nucleotide messenger RNA. RefSeq lists its product as uncharacterized. Bases 1 to 855 code for a protein of 284 amino acids. The record is from RefSeq and is a predicted model, not a curated record. The transcript is spliced from 2 exons. Lineage: Eukaryota; Fungi; Ascomycota; Eurotiomycetes; Chaetothyriales; Cyphellophoraceae.
AUGACGAGGAUACUACGAGCCACAAUAGUGGCAUACGCCUUCUCUGCUUUGACGUCACUGGUGCUUGCACAAGAUGACUCGUCAGCAGCAACAGCUGUCGCAACAGGAGCUGCACCUGCCGGCCCGAUCGAAACGCUCGACUGCUACAACACGUUGGGUUCGAAUUCUGACGAAGAAGACAACAAUACUUUUCAGAGCUCGGGUCACUGUCAAAGUGUUUGCACAGCUAAAGGUGCGAAGGUUAUGAUCACUUCUGGUGGCAUGUCGUGUUAUUGCGGCGAUAGCAUACCACCAGCUAGCGACAAAGUCGAUUCUGAUCAGUGCAAUAUUGGCUGUGGAGGUUACAAGCUCCAGACCUGCGGUGGCUUGGGCACCUACCAAUACUACUUGACAGGUCUUGGAGCACCAACAAUCGAGAAGGACAAUUCAACGACGAGUGCAAAACCCUCCGCUACCACCUCGGCCGUCGACACCGCGCGUCCCGCAGUCGUCACCGCAACUGCUAGCGCGAGCCCAAGCUCAAGUGGUGGUGGCGGUUCCUCAAAAGUUGGCAUCGCAGUCGGUGUAGUUGUUGGUGUCAUUGCUGUUGCGGCUAUCGCUGGCGUCGCUGUUUUCUUCUACAGACGGAGAAGGAAUCAGAAGCUCGAGGAAGAGCAUGCUCGCAACGCUGCCAUUAACGGCUUCACCAAGGGUCCCAAGUCCGAGGCAAGCUCAGCCAACGACUCGCGGCUUGACCCUUCGAUCUAUUCGGCGCGUCGAGACAGUCUAGGCAGCAUUGCUGAUGAGAGGGAUUUCUCAAGGAGAAUAUUACAGGUACGGAACCCAGACCGAGAAAGCAGAGCGUCACACGUGUAA